ACAACGUUCGGGCCGUGCUGCGGCAGUGAUACGUGGCGUUCCAUUCUCUUCCUCUCUGGCCUGAAGCUCAGCGGUCCGGCUCUACCAUGGCCACGGUACCGGAGCUACAGGCGAAAAUCCGAGCUCUCGAAGACGAGCUGGCGGCGGAAAGGGCCGGGAAAGCCGGCUCGGGGGAGCAGCCGUGCCAGCGCAAGAAAAUAGAGAAGAUGAGCGCGGAGGUGGUGGAUUCCAACCCUUACAGUCGGCUGAUGGCUCUCAAACGGAUGGGAAUUGUUGCAGAUUAUGAGAAAAUUCGGGAGUUUGCAGUGGCAGUAGUGGGUGUCGGUGGGGUUGGAAGUGUGACAGCUGAAAUGUUGACAAGAUGUGGCAUUGGUAAGCUCUUAAUCUUUGACUAUGACAAGGUCGAACUGGCAAAUAUGAACAGACUUUUCUUUCAGCCUCAUCAAGCCGGCCUCAGUAAAGUGGAAGCAGCUAAACACACACUGAGGAACAUUAACCCUGAUGUUCAGUUUGAAACUCACAACUACAAUGUCACUACAAUGGACAACUUUCAGCAUUUUAUGGAUCGAAUCCGGAACGGUGGGUUGCAGGAAGGACAGCCUGUGGACUUGGUACUGAGCUGUGUGGACAACUUUGAGGCCCGAAUGGCAAUCAACACAGCGUGCAAUGAGCUUGAUCAGGUGUGGAUGGAGUCCGGGGUCAGUGAGAAUGCAGUGUCGGGACACAUUCAGUUUCUUAUCCCAGGACAGACGGCCUGUUUUGCAUGUGCCCCCCCACUUGUGGUGGCUGCGAACAUUGAUGAAAAGACGCUGAAACGUGAAGGGGUGUGCGCGGCCAGUUUACCCACCACCAUGGGCGUCGUAGCUGGGCUGCUUGUACAAAAUGUCCUGAAGUACCUUCUAGGCUUUGGCUCUGUGAGUUACUACUUGGGCUAUAAUGCAAUGCAAGACUUCUUUCCAACAAUGGCAAUGAAACCAAAUCCGAACUGCGAUGAUCAAAGCUGCCGGCUCCGACAGGAAGACUACAAGAAGAAAGAAGCAACGCAUCCAAAGCAACAAUUAGUUGAAGAGGAUGAACAGAUUGUACAUGAGGAAAACAACUGGGGUAUCGAGCUAGUUUCGGAGAUAUCUGAGGAAGAAUUGAAAGCUGCAUCCGGCCCUGUGCCUGACCUUCCAGUGGGAAUCACCGUUGCAUACACGGUGCCUGAUAAGCAGGAGGAGGACACAGCUAACAGCGGAGAGACUGUACAAGAGACGGAGCAGAGUCUGGAGGAGCUCAUGGCUGCAAUGAAACGCCUUUAACAUCUUCAUCAAUGCAAUCAAGUUGUUACAUAUGAUGGAAAUGAAUCAGACCAUUUUCAACAUGAAGACUGCAAGAGUAGUGGUCCUGCCUCUUAGCCAGGAGGCCCAGGUUCAAGACCCACCUGCUAACAUUUCUCAUCAAUCUGUUCGGAAAAUAUCUUGACACAAAGACCUUGUUUGACAGAGCUGAUUUGUGCAAGUUACUGUCAUCAAUAACAGUAAAACAUGGUGGUUCCAUUAUAUUUAAUUUUUUUUAAUGGCUCGCAGUUUAUGUAUUGUCAUCUCUUUGUACUCCCCCAAAGCUAGUGUGUGUAAAUGUAUGACUGUAUAUAAUUAAAUAAGACAAACCUAAGUGACACAA
Messenger RNA from Chiloscyllium plagiosum (whitespotted bambooshark), 1662 nucleotides. RefSeq names its product ubiquitin-like modifier activating enzyme 5 (gene uba5). Gene Ontology annotation, biological process: protein ufmylation. Gene Ontology annotation, molecular function: UFM1 activating enzyme activity. Gene Ontology annotation, cellular component: cytosol; cytoplasm. The record is from RefSeq and is a predicted model, not a curated record. NCBI's taxonomy places the organism in Eukaryota, Metazoa, Chordata, Chondrichthyes, Orectolobiformes, Hemiscylliidae.